Molecule: messenger RNA, 258 nt
Organism: Rotaria socialis
Lineage: Eukaryota; Metazoa; Rotifera; Eurotatoria; Philodinida; Philodinidae
Source: the annotation of a GenBank genome assembly
AUGGUGGACCCAGCAAGUGGUGCUUUCUCAUUGACUUGUGUUAGUCUAGCUGUUGUGGAUCGAUACAUUUUGGUACGAACUCAAUAUUGUGCAAAGAUUACAUUAAAUCAAGCACGUUUAGCUAUUAUUCUUGCUGCAAUAUUUUGCCUAUUCGUCUACAGUGUCAUUCCAAUAACAGUACUUUCCGUUCUUUGCUGUUUAAUUUGGAAUACUGUUGGUCAAUUACCUGCAAUAUAUUUACAUGGUGGUAUUCGUUGA